Molecule: messenger RNA, 12186 nt
Organism: Entelurus aequoreus (snake pipefish)
Lineage: Eukaryota; Metazoa; Chordata; Actinopteri; Syngnathiformes; Syngnathidae
Gene: parp4
Product: poly (ADP-ribose) polymerase family, member 4
Exons: 42
Coding region: 49-6537 (2162 amino acids)
Molecular function (GO): NAD+ poly-ADP-ribosyltransferase activity
Source: RefSeq, a predicted model, not a curated record
CAGUUCCUGACCCUCGCCAGCCUGACGGCCUACGCAGACGUGACAGGCAUGGCCGUGUUCGACGAGUGCUCAGUGCUUUUGGUGCUGAAAGACUUACCGUGCAAAGAGAAGAGGAGUGUGAGGUCGCUGGUGACCGAAAACGGAGGACAAAUAUGCUUUGCGGUCAACAAGCAGUGCUCCUUCGUCGUGGUCAGCGACGUGUCCCACCUGAGCGCCAGCAGGCUGCGAAGCGUCCAGAAGUUCCACACACCAGUGGUGGGAGUGGAUUACCUGCACAUGUGUGUGAAGAAAGGCGUCCUCCUGCGUAACCAUGACUACCAGAUGGAUACCUCCUCGCCGUCUUCUUCUCACUCGCCUGCUCUCACUUUGCCAGUUCAGCCAUUCAACAAUCAAGCAUUUGCAGCCGGCAGAGCGGUUGCCAAGCCCCCGCCGGGUGAAAGCUCGCCCCCGGAGAAAAGCGAGGACAUCUUGGGCAAGUUCAGGGUUUACACAGACCGCGACAAAGACCUCCCGGCGUAUCCGGAAGACUUCAGCGUGGCCAAGUAUUCCAUCUUUCAAAAGAAUGACAGCAGCAUCUGGUGUGUGCUGGAGCUGCAGAGCGCCAAACGGGACAAAGGGCCGCGGUUCCGCGUGGUGCGCUACAGGAAGCACGGCAAGGCGGUGCAAAAGGACAUGCUGCUGUUCCUGUCCACCUCCGAAGAGGCCGUGGAGGUCUACCGGACGCUGACAGAGUCCCUGUCCACUUGCAGUAUGCAGCCCAGGACCGACAUCCCCGCGCAGGCCCAGGACCUGGGCUCUGGCCCCCUGCGACAGCUGCUGUUGGAGGAGAAGCUGAGCGCCGGAGUCUUGUCACACGAUGUGGGCGUCUUUGUGGAGCUGCUAUGGACCGAGGCCCUGGGUUGCCUUGGCAACAUCCUCCGAGUGCCCGUCCAUCAACUCAGCAUGAAUGACGUGAGCCGGGCGGAGGGCUUGUGGAUCGAAGCCCAGAGGAAGCUGAAGAAGGGGUUGAGCGCCGAGGUGGUCGCUCUCCAGAAUGACUUUUACUCGCUGCUGCCUCACAGGAUGCCCAUUAAGAAUCACAGUGCCAAGAUUUUCUCCCAGAAACUGGACCUGUGUCAGUUAAUCCGAGACAUCCUGAACGUGAGCGAGAUGACCCUGAGAAGCCCCGCCCCUUCCAGCGUGGGCAAGUUCCGCGCCCUGAGGUGCAGCAUCGAAACGGUGGACCCCGGCAGCGACGAGUCUCGCGCCUUGACCUCCCUGCUCCAGGACAGCCCUGUGCAGAUCCAUCAGGUGCUGCGUGUCAGCAGAGCAGUGGAGCUUCAGACUUUUAAAGGCCAGCUCGGCAACGUCAAGUCCCUCCUCCACUCCUCCAGCGCCAGCAACUUUGUCGGAAUUCUGUCUCGGGGUCUGCUGCUGCCUAGUGUCGGCGUGGAGUUCCACGGCGUCGACAGAACGGACGCCGGCAGCCUCGGAAGUGGCAUCUACUUCAGCGAUAGCAUGAGAACGUGCCUCAAGUACUCCAAGCCCGGCGCCACAGACGGCUCUCGGCUGCUGGUGGUGUGCGACGUGGCCCUGGGGGAUUGCCUGCAGCUCCACCACAGAGACCCCACACUGACUCAGGCCCCCGAGGGGCACGACAGCGUGCGUGCCACCUGCUGCACCUCCUCCGUUUUCUCCGAGUUUGAGGAUGACGAGUACGUGGUGUACAAGCCCGAGCAGGUCAAGCUGAAGUAUGUGGUGCGCUUCAGCGUGGUUGGGGAGCAAGUGAAGGCCUUCAGUCCUGCCGUCGACACCUCAUCCGAGACUCCCCUGCCCCCGGCCGUCCCAGAGGUCCUUGGUUCUAAUGUCGACAUAGGAAACAUUAGGAGCCCUCUGGAAGUCGUGACUGCGGGACUGCUGGACAGCUCGGGACGGCAGCUCCCCCUGCAGGCCAUCCACGUGAAGUGCAAACUGGUGGAUCUGCUCUCUCAGGUGGUCAUCUUCCAGAAGUACACCAAUCACGGCAGCACAGCCAUUGAGGCAAAGUAUGUCUUCCCAUUGGACGACUGUGCAGCCGUGUGCGCUUUUGAAGCCUUCAUCGACGGCAAGCAUGUGGUGGGACAGGUGAAGGAAAAGGAGAAGGCUCGCAGGGAGUACAAGCAGGCCAUCGAGGAGGGUCACGGAGCCUACCUGAUGGACCAGGACGCACCUAACGUCUUCACCAUCAGCGUGGGGAACCUGCCGGCGGGCGCCACCGUGCUCAUCAAGGUCACCUUUGUGUCCGAGCUCAUCAUCAAGGACGGCGCGUUGCUCUUCUCCCUGCCCGGGAGUGUGGCCCCGUGGCAGGAGAGCGCUGCGCUCAAUCAGACCACGCAGGUGACCCUGGACAAAGUGCGUGUGACUGCUGAAUCAGCAAGUGGGAGAGAGUUCAGCCUGGACAUGUCCAUGGAGAUGCCCAACAAGAUCAGCAGCCUGUCUUGCAUCACGCACAAAGUCAAGACCAAGAGGACCGACUGCAAGGCGGUGGUGAGCGUGCUGCCAGGGCAAGUCCUGGGUCCGGACGGCUUCCAGCUGUCGGUCAUUCUGUCCGAGGUUCACCUGCCCAGGAUGUGGGUGGAGAGGCACCCUGACUUUGACAGCCAGGCGUGCAUGCUAGUUUUCUACCCAAAGUUCGACGUCAAAGCCAGCUGCGGAUCCGACGAAGUUGUCAUUCUGCUGGACGUGUCCGAGUCCAUGCUCGGGGAACCCAUUCGCUGGUCCCGGGCGGUCGCCCUGCACGUCAUUAAAACCCUCCAGCCUCACUUCAAAAUCAACAUCGUCUUGUUUAGCACAGAUCACACGCAAGCUUUCCUGACAGCGCAGCCACUCGACGAAGCUCGACAGGCAGCAGAGAAGUUCAUCCACACCGUCUCUCCAGCGGGGGGCAGCACUGAGCUUUGGCGGCCCCUGCGAGCGCUCAGCCUGCUGCCUCCGUCGCGGGGCACCCGCAACCUGCUGCUGCUGUCCGACGGCCAUGUCCAGAACGCAGGGGCCACCUUGCAGUUCCUCCGGGACGAGGUCGCGCACAGCCGUCUCUUUGCGUGCGGCUUCAGCCCGACAGCCAAUCAGCACAUGCUGAGAGCCCUGGCUCAGGCCGGGGGCGGAGCCUAUGAGUAUUUUGACAGCAAAAGCAAGCACAAGUGGGCAGCGCAGGUGGCGUGUCAACUGAGGCGCAUGGAGUCCCCUGGCUGCAGGUCCGUGUCGGUGAAGUGGCAUCAGUACAGCCCCACGGCGACGCCCCCUGUGCAAGCUCCCAUGCAGCUCAACGCACUCUUCAACGACUGCCACACGCUGGUCUACGGCUUCGUGGCGCAUUGCACACAGGCCACCCUGUUGGGCGACCUGAGUGGCCAGGAGCUGAGAACCAUGGUGUCCACCAGCGAACUGCAGAAGACCAGCGGCACGUUUCUUCACAAGCUGACAGCUCGGGCUCUCAUCAGAGACUACGAGGACGGGAGUCUGGACUCCAACCAGGCUGAACACGAGGGCAAGAAAAGCCAGUGGAAACCCUUCAUCAUUGCCUUGAGCAAGGAGUUCUGCAUCCUGUCUCAGUUCACCAGCUUUGUGGCCAUUGAAGAAAGGGAGCCGGAUCAAGAAAGGAAGGCCGUCACAGAUGUCUCCAAGUUGUUGGCUGAAGAAGACGUGGACAUCCUUCCUUACAUCAGCUGGAUGUCUCGUCAGAGCAGCGAACAUGAGGAAUUAGAGGAUAGCGAUAGUUCAGAGUCUGAUUUAGACAUGGGCUUUGGCCUGUUUUCACCCCUUGAGACCAAGAGUUCAGAGUCUGGAUCAGACAGGGACUGUCGCCGGUUUUCAUCCCUUAAGCCCGAGAGUUCAGAGUCUGGACCAUACAGGGACUGUUUCCGGUUUUCACUCGAGGGUCCAGCGAAAAGAUCACACAAGAAAGAGUUCCUGUCUUCACCCCUUGAGCCCGAGAGUUCAGAGUCUGGAUCAGACAAGGACGAUGUCCUGUUUUCACGCCUUGAGACCGAGAGUUCAGAGUCUGGAUCAGACAGGGACAUUCGCAUGUAUUCACUCAGUGAGCCCGAGGGUCCUCUCCUCGCUGAUACGGAUGUACGUUGCUGCUUUAUGGAGAGAGAUAUCCAGCAGCGUCAGUCAGAGGCAUCCCUUCCAACUGGAGCCAUCGAAGAAAAUGUUGACCAACUUCCAAUUGGCAUGCCACCUCCACCUCCGCCCAUCCAUGCACCUUCUGAUGCUCCUCCACCUCCACCUCUUCUUAAAAAAAGACGUCAGGAUCUUUCAAUGUUAGGCUCAUCAGCCAGACCAGCCCUACCCCACAACGUGGCAUCCCCUCCUGAGACCGGUACACUUUUUAGGCGUUCACUUGACGUGAUCCAAAGUCCUGGUUUCGCUGCACAGUCGUCCACACCACCAAUAGGGUGUGUUAAAUACGAAGCAAUGUUUUCACGUGACGUGAUCCAAAGUCCUGAUGUCGCUGCACAGUCGUCCACACCACCAAUAGGGUGUGUUAAAUACAAAACAAUGUUUUCACGUGACCUGAUCCAAAGUCCUGAUGUCGUUGCACAGUCGUCCACACCACCGAUAGAGUGUGAUGAAGACAAAGAAUCUUUUCCACAGUCCAAGAAGCUUAAAAGUCGAUCAAAGACCAUGUCUCCAAACCAAUUUUAUUUCGGGGUCCAAGAUGCGAGCGAUCUCGUUGUGGGGGAAAAAGGUGCCCCCCCCCUUCCCCUUCCACCCAUCCAUCCAUCUUCUGAUGCUACUCCACCUCCACGUCCACCUCCUCUUAGAGGCAUGUCUAAGAAUGUUUUUAGGUCAGGCUUUGCCAGAUCUUGCUCAGUAGCAUCGACUCCUGAGACCGGCACACUUUUUGGGAGUUCACAUGACGCGUUUCAAACUUCUGGUUUCCUUGCACAGUCGUCACUAAUCCCGUGUGGUACAUACGAAGGAUUUUCUCAACAGUCCAGGCAGCUUAAAAAUCAACUAGAGGCCAUGUCUACAAACCGAUUGGACUAUUCAUCACCGGUAGGUUUUUCUUGCGAGCGAUCUCGUUUUGAGGGAAAAAGCUGGCAUCCCCCUUCCACUACCAAAAUGAAAACAAUAAAAAGCAAACAAAUCACAAUAACACCCCACCUGUCGUUUCAGGCUCCUUUCCUCGCUGAUACGGAUGGAUUUUGCGGCUUUAUGGAGAGAGAUAUCCAGAAGCGUCAGUCAGGGGCUGUUUCUCCUUUUCGUUUUCGUGGACCUGAAAGAGGAAAUGUUAACCAACCACGAAUCAGCAUGUUCUCUGCUCCUCCACCCAUCUGUCCAUCCUUCCAGGGAUCCCUUCCGACUGGAGCCAACAGAGCAAAUAUUGACCAACUUCCAAUUGGCAUGCCACCUCCACCUCCGCCCAUCCAUCCAUCUUCUGAUGCUCCUCCACCACAACCUCGUCCUCGUUUUAGAACCAGGCAUCAGUAUGUUGAUGCUUCUUCUUCUCCUCUUUUGGUGGCCAACAUACAGCAACCGCUACAGCAACAGGAAUGGCAACGGCGACGGAGAGGGCAACCGCUACAGCAACAGCAACAGCAACCGCCACAGCAACAGCAACAGCAAAAAGGGGGAAAAGUGGAUAAGAUGUCUAUGCCAUUUAGUGGUUUUGGCUUUCUGCAACCUGCCGCAAGUGGAGGCUUUGAAUCCUGUAGCGAAAAGCAACUUCCCACAGAAGAUAAAGAUUUUUUAUCGGAGGAGUGGUCUUUACCAGCCAGAUCAGCUCCAUCCACCGAAGUAGCAUCGCCUCCUGCUAUCGGCACACUUGUUGGGGGUUGGAUUGACGUAAUGCAAGAUUCUGGUUUGGAUGAAGACUCGCCCACACCAUUAAUCCUGUGUAGUUCACAAGCAGAAUCUCUCCCAGAGCUCGGCCAGCAGAAAAUGAUUUCAAUUGAAUUGGCUAAGUCGUCACCAGUUGAUUUUUCUUCCGGGGGCCAAGAGGCACUCGACAUCGUUUUGGAGGAAACACCUCGUCAGUUUAGCAGGCCAAAAGUGUCAGCUGGCGGUCAACCAGUCCUGUUGAAAUGGCCGAGGCUCUUCAAGAUGCAACAUGCGGACGGUUACUGGGACGUGACGGCAAAGCUGGGCGAGUGCGUGGGCGUCGACCUGGACGUCCUUACCAACGACUUCCUGAGAAGCAAAGGCAUCCGCUCGCUCGGUGUGACGGCCCACGCUGACAUCCUCAAGCUGCUGGCGACUCUUCUCGUGCUGCAGCUGAUGAGGUUGGAGAAACUGCCAGAAGGCCUGCUGCUGCGCACGCUGUUUACGUUGGAGGAACCCCCGAGCAGGAGCGCGUGGCCCCGCUGGCAGCUCGUCAAGAAGGCGGUGGACUGGGUCCGCUGGGCCGACCGCCAGUACCCGUGCAUCUGCAGCCGGCUGGAGAUGGCUUUGACCUGGGAGUCCGCCACGCGCCAGCUGCUGGGCUACGACGUCCUCCCCGCUUUCUCGCCACUCGCCGGCCUGCCGCUGAGAAGGAACUUUGCCGCCCCGUGUCCCCCUGUGGUCGUCCACUGAGGUCGUACGGCGGGUGACAACAUUAGGUACGCAGUUGCACAACACUGCAGAGGCAGAUGGAGUACUCCAUCUUAUUAGAUGAUGUGCGGGUGUACCUAAUGUUGUGGGAAAAAGGUUAACCCUCUUUGUGUACUUUUAUGUGUCAUUAAUAUAGGCAACAGUUAAUUUUCAGGUGUUUUCAUCUCGAUAUUCAAAGUAGGGCUGGGCGAUAUGGCUGAUAACUGUAUCACGAUAUCAGGGUUUUAUAUCGGUCGACAUAAUUAUUGAUAUCAUUUAUGAGCUAUAGAAACUAAGGACCAGGAGAAAUAUGUACCGGUAUUUAAUUUGAAAUGUAACCUUCUGAUUAGAAUGCCCUUAGCUAUCAAGGCAGAAGUUAAAUGUCAACACAAGCAUGGAAAACAGACACCGUAAACAUACACUACCGUUCAAAAGUUUGGGGUCACCCAAACAAUUUUGUGGAAUAGCCUUCAUUUCUAAGAACAAGAAUAGACUGUCGAGUUUCAGAUGAAAGUUCUCUUUUUCUGGCCAUUUUGAGCGUUUAAUUGACCCCACAAAUGUGAUGCUCCAGAAACUCAAUCCGCUCAAAGGAAGGUCCGUUUUGUAGCUUCUGUAACGAGCUAAUCUGUUUUCAGAUGUGUGAACAUGAUUGCACAAGGGUUUUCUAAUCAUCAAUUAGCCUUCUGAGCCAAUGAGCAAACACAUUGUACCAUUAGAACACUGGAGUGAUAGUUGCUGGAAAUGGGCCUCUAUACACCUAUGUAGAUAUUGCACCAAAAAACAGACAUUUGCAGCUAGAAUAGUCAUUUACCACAUUAGCAAUGUAUAGAGUGUAUUUCUUUAAAGUUAAGACUAGUUUAAAGUUAUCUUCAUUGAAAAGUACAGUGCUUUUCCUUCAAAAAUAAGGACAUUUCAAUGUGACCCCAAACUUUUGAACGGUAGUGUAAUUGUAAAAUCGCAUUGAACACUUAACAAUAAGCGCUUAAGAUUAAGGAAUAUGUAAGAAAUGCUUCAUACACUGCAAAAAGUCAGUGUUCAAAAACAAGAAAAAAAAAUACAAAAAUGAGGGGUAUUUUACUUGAACCAAGCAAAAUUAUCUGCCAAUAGAACAAGAAAAUUUCCAAAACAAGUAAAAUUAGCUAACCUCAAUAAAUAACCCCAAAAUACCUUAAAAUAAGUAUAUUCUCACUAAUAACAAGUGCACUUUUCUUAGCAGAAAAAAAAAGAGACUUUUUUCCUCAAUAUGUGGAAAAAUAUUUUUUAAAUUAAGUAAAUGCUAGUGCCAUUAUCUUGACAUAAUCAUAUGCGCUCGGCAUCAUGAUUUUUUUUUUUCAUGCUUGAAGUACGAAAUUAUGACUUUAAAAUAGUAGUUUUAUACUUGUGAGUGUUGAUGACACAGCUUUGCAUCAUAUAUACUAGUUUCAAGCAUGUUUUACUCAAUAUAGGUCAUAAAAUCUCAGCAACAAGCUGUAAUAUCUUACUGAGAUCAUUUAGGACCAAAACCCUUAAAACAAAGUAAAAACUCCAACAUAAAAUCUGCUUAGUGAGAAGAAUUAUCUUAUCAGACAGAAAAUAAGCAAAUAUCACUCUUAUUUGAGAUAUUUCAUCUUACUUACAUUUCAGUUUUUGCAGUGUAGAGUGUAAUAAAAUAGUGAAAAGUGUGAAAAUGUAAACACAGAGAAACGUGAAAAGAACUCUUUUCUGCAGGUUUAGUGCUAAGAAAUAAUGUCUUUGUAAAAUUAAAUUGUCCUGUUAUUCUUAUUUAACUAAGGAAAGGAAUUUUUGUUAUGCUGUAAUUAUUUAAAUAUUAUUAUUAUGAUAUUUGUCGAUAUCGAUAAUUAUGGAUAUUCUUACGACCUAUGGAAAAUAAGGAGUAGGAGAAAUAUGUAUUUAAUUUUAAAUGUAACCUUCUUCUGAUUAUACAGUAAUGCCCUCAGCUAUCAAGGCAGAAAUUAAAUGUCAACACAAGCAUGGAAAACAGACAAUGUAAACAUAAUUAUAAAAUCGCAUUGAACACUUAACAAUAAGCGCUUAAGAUUAAGGAAUAUGUAAGAAAUGCUUCAUAAAGUGUAAUAAAAUAGUGCAAAGUGUGAAAAUGUAAACACAGAGAAACGUGAGAAGAAGUUUUUUCUGCAGGUUUAGUGCUAAGAAAUAAUGUCUGUGUAAAAUUAAUUUGUCCUGUUAUUCUUAUUUAACUACGGAAAGGAAUUUUUGUUAUGCUAUAGUUAUUUAAAUAUUAUUAUUAUGAUAUUUGCCGAUAUCGAUAAUUAUGGAUAUUUUUAUGACCUAUGGAAAAUAAGGAGUGGGAGAAAUAUGUAUUUAAUUUUAAAUGUAACCUUCCUCUGAUUAUACAGUAAUGCCCUCAGCUAUCAAGGCAGAAAGGAAAUGUCAACACAAGCAUGGAAAACACUCAAACAAUGUCAACAAAAUAUUACAAUCACAUUGAACACUUAACAAUAAGUGCUUAAAAUUAAGGAAUAUUUAAGAAAUGCCUCAUGAAGUGUAAGAAAAUAGUGCAAAGUGUGAAAAUGUAAACAGAGAAACCUGAGAAGAACUAUUUUCUGCAGGUUUAGUGCUAAUAAUUAAUGUUUGUGUAACAUUAAUUUGUCCUGUUAUUCCUAUUUAACCACGGAAAGGAAUUGUUGUUAUGCUGUAAUUAUUUGAAUAUUAUUAUAUUGGUCGAUAUCGAUCAUUAUGAAUAUUUUUAUGACCUAUGGAAAAUAAGGAGCCGGGGAAGUAUGUAUUUAAUUUGAAAUGUAACCUUGCGCUGAUUAUAAUGCCCUCAGCUAUCAAGGCAGAAAGGAAAUGUCAACACAAGCAUUUUCAAUGUAUACAAAAUAUUAAAAUCACAUUGAACACUUAACAGUAAGCUCUUAAAAUGAAAGAAUAUGUAAGAAAUGCUUCACAAAGUGUUAGAAAAUAGUGCAAAGUGUGAAAAUGUAAACAUAGAGAAACCUGAGAAGAACUAUUUUCUGCAGGCUAAGUGCCAAGAAGUUACGGCUGUGCUCUAAAGGGUGAGCACGGUCCCUUUAAAAAUAAUUUAAAAAAAAAAAGUCCCAUACUGUCCAGGUGACUUUUCGUCUUUUAUCCACAAUUUCUUCAUUUUGACAUUCUCUUCGCACUCCAUGUAAAGAAUCAACCGCCAGGCAACCAAACUUGGUCGUCGAUACUGUCACCUGAUUGGCUGUUAGCGUGUCACUCCCACUGAUCAGUGAUCACUUCCUGCGUUGCUUGAACCAACCUUGCUUCGCAACCUCCGCUUUCUUCCGACGAAAAACAGGGGGAAAAAAUGGAACGCAUUUUUUAUCGUUAUCGAUUGUGUCCAUCGCGAUAUAUUGAUAUCAUUUUAUCGCCCAGCCCUAAUACACAUGAUAUGUUUGAAUUUGCACGUGUGACCUUGCACAUGUGUAAAACCCUUUUAACACGGAUAGGGCUGCAACAACUAAUCGAUUAAAUCGAUUAAAAUCGAUUAUUAAAAUAGUUGCCGAUUAAUUUAGUCAUCGAUUCGUUGGAUCUAUGCUAUGCGCAUGCGCAGAGGUUUUUUUUUUUUUUUUUUAUUUAUUUAUUUUUUUUUUUUUUUAUUUUUUUUACUAAACCUUUAUUUAUAAACUGCAACAUUUACAAACAGCUGAGAAACAAUAAUCAAAAUAAGUAUGGUGCCAGUAUGCUGUUUUUUUUUCAAUAAAAUACUGGAUAGGAUAGAAAUGUAGUUUGUCUCUUUUAUCCGAUUAUUAAUCGAUCAAUCGAAGUAAUAAUCGACAGAUUAAUCGAUUAUCACAUUAAUCGUUAGUUGCAGCCCUAAACACGGAAAGAGGUUUCACUUUCUUCUUGACAUGAUUAUCUAUGCAUGCUUAAAACUACUCUUGAUCCAUCCUAAACUGGGGUUGGUUUUUUUUACGCUUUUAUUUUGACGCUAAUCUUUGCACGGGACUCUGCCUGUCUCACUGCAAAAAGUCAGUGUUCAAAAACAAGAAAGAAAAAUACAAAAAUUGGGGUAUUUUAUUUGAACUAAGCAAAAUUAUCUGCCAAUAGAACAAGAAAAUGUGGCUUGUCAAGACUUUCCAAAACAAGUAAAAUUAGCUAACUUCAAUGAACCCAUAAAAUACCUUAAAAUAAGUAUAUUCUCACUAAUAACAAGUGCACUUUUCUUGGUAGAAAAAAAAAAGAGACCUUUUUGCUCAAUUUGAAACCAGCAAACUUAUACUAAAAACGAAUUUAGGCAACAAGGCAACCGCUUGUUAUUCUCGGGGUCUCCUAGCCGCUCAGGCAAAUCAUAUUGUCUAAAAAUGCAUUUUUCCAUCGAUAACGUGACAUCAUCGCGCCAAGUGCGUGCUCUUUCAGUCAAUUUGUGCGCAUAUAUACAGCCCGGCCCCCGGCCAAAAAAUUUUUAAUUGUAAUUUUGAAGAAUUCAUCUGAAUGUGCAUGAACUAUUUCUGUUCAAAAUUGUUAGAAAUGUCACAUCUUAAAUGUUUAAAUAUUAACUGUCAGUUUACUGUACUGUGCCAACUGUACUACUCUAUGAGUACGUAUUUUCUAUUGUUUCAUUGAAAAUGAAACAGCAAAGUCCAUCCGUUUUAAUUAUGAGACAAAAUUGUGUCAGUCAUGAUUUUUUUUUUCACGCUUGAAAGAAGAAAUUAUUACUUUGAAAAAGCAGUUUUAUACUUGUGAGUGUUGAUGACACAGCUUUGUAACACUUGAUAUUCUAGUUUCAAGCAUGUUUUACGCAAUAUAGGACAUCAAAUCUCAGCUACAAGCCCAAAUGAUCUCUUACUGAGAUCAUUUAGGACCAAAACCCUUAAAACAAGUAAAACACUCAACAUAAAAUCUGCUUAGUGAGAAGAAUUAUCUUAUCAGACAGAAAAUAAGCAAAUAUCACCCUUAUUUAGAUUUCAGUUUUGGCAGUGCUUACAAAGGAGGAGAGCCAGUGUGGCCGUGCAAGCGUAUGUCGGUCAAUCUCACUCCCUGGGGCCUUCGGCGUUGACAGGCUUUUAAUUUGACAGGUUACGCAUGUCACCACAUGACAGGAAGUGUAACAUGUCAGUGUGACCUUUGUCCCCCCCAGGCUGGCGUUUCAACUCCUGACCCUGCUUUUUAUUCUGCUUUUCCUGCCAUCUUUAGGGUUCCUUUGCAAAUAGUUGGGUUUUAGUGGGAAACUUUACGGGAAGACGUAGUAGUUCCGAUGUUUUCAUGGCAGACAGCUAAAAUGAUGUUUUGCUUUCAUUUUAUUCCUUCUCCUAUACAACAAAACAAUGUCAUGAUGUGCAUGGAUUUAUAUUCUUAUUGCUUACUGUCAUUUUGAAAAUGGGUCAUGUUUUAGAAAUGUAUGAAUGAGGGAAUAUUCAUGUGGGUUUGCGCUAUCAAGCGGGGUUUAACCCUGAUUAAAAUGCAUUUACGUGAUAUUCUGCGUCUGUUGCGUUGCACCACAUGGUCACACCUGAGGAAGGGUUGCUUUCAUUUCAUGCAGCGGUACACGUACGUGUGUGUGUGGAUGCAAUCGCCACUCAUGUUAAUUAUCAAUUCAUAACUUAGAAUGGUAGACUGAAUAUUUAUAAGGUACGAUACAAUCGCCAGAUAGGCAUGGACCGCCCGGGCAAGCCUUGUUAUCGUACCAGCGGCAACAAUUACAGGCCUUAUUAAUGUAUCAGUGGCACA